UUGAUAUAUAAGUCUGUGUGUCAUGUCAAAUGCAAAUGUCAAAAUCAAAAAUAUAAAUAUAGAAGUUUGAAGAAUAAAAUUAUAAGUUAAUUUCAUUUUUAAAAUGGAAAAAAAACCAAUUGAAAUAAAUCAAUCAUCUCUUCUAAGUUUAAAAGCUGAAAUACUAAAAAAACAACAAGAAGUUCAAGAAGCUAAACUUAAAGCACGUUCAUUACCAACAUCAACAGUUAAACGGAAGACAGCAUCGACAUCGACAUUGAUUAGAAAUCCAGGAAUAGAGGAACGUAAUGCUAGGGAUGAAUUUAAUAAUGAAAUCGAUUCUGAUGUUUUAAAACAAUCAAGGAUCGCUCUAGAAGCAAAAAGUAAAUUGUAUGAGAAACUUUCACAAACAGUAAUUAGUGAAGAACAUGAAGGUCUUUAUUUAGUUCAAUUUAAUAAAAAACCACAACAACAAGAUAGCGAUCAAGGUCAACCAUCAUGGAAUGAAUCAAAUCAAUUGAAAUCGAUUGAAGAUGAUCAAAACUACGAAGAUCCUACAAAUAUUGAAGCUGGUGAUGAAUGGGUGGAGUAUACAGAUUGUUUAGGUCGUUCCCGCAUGUGUCUUCGUAAAGAUUUACCAUUUGUCAAAUCAAAGGAUAAAAAGUUGAGUACAUUCUUGCCACCAGAAAAGCAACAACCGAUUCCUGUCACCGAAAUGGAUGAAUUUAAUGAACGACGUGAACAGAUGCGUCAACAGUGGGAGGCACAAGAACGUGAUUUAAUGAACAAGGAUAAUAUUCAUUAUCAGGAUGUCUUGUUUGAUGAGGCACGUUCACACGGUGUAGGCUACUUUAAUUUCUCACACAACGAGGACGAACGAAUCAAACAACAGGAGGAAUUAAAAAAUUUACGACAAGAGACCAAAAACAAACAACAACAAAUACAAGAAUUGAAACAGAAACGUGACGCUGAGAAAGCUGCACGAGUACGAGCUGCAAAGAAUCGUCAACGGGCACGUGCAGGAUUACCCCCUCUAGAAGAUGAACCAGAACCGAAAUUGGAACCGAUAAUAAUCGAUCAACCACCCGAAGAGAAAACAGACGAAGACAAAGCAAAAGAAAAAGAAUUGGAAAUAAUACGAAAUCAACAUAUACGACCGUGGGAUAUUGGGAAAAAAGAUCGACAACGUGAACCGAAAAGUCAAGAAGAAUGGGUUCAGGAAAAACGGAAAGAACGUCCAAAAGAAUUUGCUCCACCUUCUGCAUAUGAUCAUAAUUCACGACGACGUAAGACGUCGAGUUCAUCGUCUGACGACGAAAAUCGAACUGACCAACGUGAAACAUCUAAAAAUUACUACCAAAGAUUUUAUGAACACCCAUUAUCUCCAAGUGUACCUGAAGAUGAGAAGAAUCCGUUACGUUUCACUACAAAAAAGACUUCCAAAACCAAAUGGAAAGAUUUUUAUCCAGAUGAAGUCGAAGAACAACCUGUCAAUCCUUAUAAAAGGGUUUAUAAUCCUUUUACUUCGGAUUUUGUUCCCAUACCGAUUGUAAAUGAAGUUGAGGAGUCAAACAGUGUUCUAUAUGAUCCUUUUGAAGAAGAACAUGCAGAAGAUGAUGUUGAACGUAACCAACAACUUAAUAAUUAUGCAGAAAUCCCCCCACCACCAACAAUGGAAUAUUAUGGAACGGAUUCUAAAGCAUCUUCAUCACGUGCUCACCAAAACAAAAAACCGCUUGGUGAGAUUCAAGCAUCGAUUGAAGCUGGUUUAAAAUUUUUACGUAAACAAUCUGAACGUAAACAUGCGAAAACUGAAAAUGUUGGAUUCUUUGAUUGAUCACAAAUCAAAAAUAUGGAAAUUUUCAAAUACAAACAAAAUCUGUUAGAACAUCAUUGAAGGAACUCACAAGUACGGUCGCUAUAAACUUGAAUCGAUUCACUAAAACGUGUUCUAUUUUGGAUGUUAUUUUUAAAUGAGCCGCCAUUUUGUUGUUUUAAACUAGACGAAGGCGAAGUGACAAGUGAUGACAUUCUGAUGAACAAAAUUCACGAAAUAUUCCAUUGU
Messenger RNA from Chrysoperla carnea, 2044 nucleotides. Its product is annotated as coiled-coil domain-containing protein 174. The transcript is spliced from 6 exons. Gene Ontology annotation, cellular component: nucleus. Bases 104 to 1816 code for a protein of 570 amino acids. The record is from RefSeq and is a predicted model, not a curated record. NCBI's taxonomy places the organism in Eukaryota, Metazoa, Arthropoda, Insecta, Neuroptera, Chrysopidae.